Tuber aestivum (summer truffle) is the source of this 1353-nucleotide messenger RNA. Lineage: Eukaryota; Fungi; Ascomycota; Pezizomycetes; Pezizales; Tuberaceae. The record is from the annotation of a GenBank genome assembly.
AUGUCUGGAAUCCUCGACGAAGGUACAAUAUCCCUCCCAUCCGUAGAAAUAACCACUUGGAUGAACUGCUGAUCAGAAUCACAGAAGAGUUGAUCAAAACCCGACCCCUCCUUUUCGAACAACGUCCUUACAAUCGUAUUGUAAAGCGCUGCACCCCAUUAUUGAGACCGGAGCAAUUACCAGCAACCUCCGAAGGACUUAACACCUAUGGUGAAGAGCUAGAACUCGACUUCAAAGCCUUCGAAGGUGUAAUCGCCCGGAUCCAGCUCCUCCGCGAGACAAACAAGAGAGAAGUGGAACGUUACGAGAAGGAAAAGGGCGACAUUCGUAUUUCCCCCUCCGCCUCUCUGCUCAAAGAAGGAAAAAGUUAAUUUUUGCGCUUAUAGUCGAGACCGCCACGGUUGCUCGUGAAACCCUCGUCACACUCAGAGAAACGCUCCAACUCUCGCAGCGCGAAAAGGAGAAUAAACUCAUCUACGACGCAAUCGCCAGCGACAUCCUGUCAAAGAACACACUAAAGUCUCGCGACGAGCAGAGCGUCAACAUCGAGCGGCUAAACAAAGAGAUUGCAGAAUUGGAGGCUGAGCGCGACGAGUACAGACAGGUAUGGAACGCCCGUCGCGAUCAGUUCGGGCAGAUCGUGGAUCAGUUGCAGAAGAUGUGGGCGCAGAUCAAAGAGGAUAAGGACGAGCAAGGUAAUCCACUUUUGCUCCUUCACUUGAGGGAAGAAAACUGACUGGUGAUCGUGAUUAUCCUAGAUCGUAGAGAAGGCAUGUCGGAAGAGGAAGAAGGCGAGGAAGUCGAAGCCCCGGUUAUCUCUAGACAAUUCUCCGAAUCGAAUACUCCUUUCAACAUUUCUACGCCCAAACUUAGCGCCAGCCAUGUCGCAACUCCGGUCCCCGUCAUCACACAUACCUCCCCGGAUGACGAGAAGGAGGAAGGCGAAGCCGACGAAGACGAGGACAUCGAGUUUACCGACCCCCCGGUGGAGAAUUGCGAGAAGGGGGCAGUGGCAUUGCCAGAUGCUCCGAACAUUCCAGACUCGGAGAAGAUGGACUUGACCUAAUCAUUAUUAUUAUAAUAUCAUACUUCCGCAUACCGUAUUCCUUCUAUACAAGGCCUUCUCCUUCCCUUGUUAUUAUACUGGGCUUUUCAGUGCUGUAUUUGUAGCACCAUGCUUCCCUAAAGGGGAAAAAAAUAGAGAGUGGGGCGUCCGAACGAAUAACAUGUAAUGUAGUCACGAUAAAUCACUCGGGAUGGGAUAAACCCAAUAUUCGCCAACACCAAAGGGUCUUGACAUCAAGCCGCAGGUUGAUAUUCGUAUGUAGACUAUCUAUCUACCGGUGACUCACC